AUGCGUCAAUUAGUCAACCCGAGAACCUUUGGCAGACCAUCCCUUGGGCUCGCGCUGUUUGGCUGUAAAAACCGUCCAUUCUACCACAUUUGCGUUUUCCCCGACAAGUCACUUGGGAGGCGUUACGAAGGAAACAUCAUCGAGCAGGUCGGCUCUUUCGACCCGUUGCCGAACAAGAACAACGAGAAGCUGGUCGCGUUGAACAUCGGGAGGAUAAAAUAUUGGAUCGGGGAGCGAAACGCGCACAUCUCUGUUCCGGUGCUGGAAGUUCUUGGUCUGUCCGGCCUCUUCCCGAUCCAUCCGAAGACGUUCAUUCGAGCAAAAGAGAACAGAGAAGCGUUGGCCGCGGUUACGCCAACGCCCGAGGAACGCCCGGAAGCUUCGAUCCAA
This is a messenger RNA of Mesorhabditis spiculigera, 390 nucleotides long. The record is from the annotation of a GenBank genome assembly. Lineage: Eukaryota; Metazoa; Nematoda; Chromadorea; Rhabditida; Rhabditidae.